Molecule: messenger RNA, 4480 nt
Organism: Ostrea edulis (European flat oyster)
Lineage: Eukaryota; Metazoa; Mollusca; Bivalvia; Ostreida; Ostreidae
Product: polyamine-transporting ATPase 13A3-like
Exons: 31
Coding region: 222-4136 (1304 amino acids)
Biological process (GO): polyamine transmembrane transport; intracellular calcium ion homeostasis
Cellular component (GO): membrane
Molecular function (GO): polyamine transmembrane transporter activity; P-type ion transporter activity; ATP hydrolysis activity
Source: RefSeq, a predicted model, not a curated record
AUGAAAUUACUGCCAGGGUGGUUAUCUCCUCCACUUGGGAUAUACCUACCUUGGUCUUGAUUUUUCAGUCUGUCAUACUAACAUUUUAUUUCCUAUUUGAGGGGUUUAUGGUUCAUAGAAGUGUUAGUUGGACAGAACCUAGACCACAAAGGGGGGUCUCUGAUGGUGUGGAGAUUGUUUUAUGUGGAUGUGAUUGUGUAUGAAGAUUCUUAUGAGACACAAUGGCAGAGGAGGUGAAGGUGAAGGUGGGGCUCUCGGGCCCUCCUCCUAUGAAGGCGGGCUUCCAGUAUGUCAACCCAGGACAGGAGGAUCAAAUGGAAAUCAGUGGUUAUCGACCGAGUCUGGUCAGAAAAGUCAUUGUUUGGUUUUUCAUCAUCAUCACCGCUGGCCUUCUUCGUCUUGUAUUCUACUGGCUGCCACACAUCUUCAUUAAAUGUACUCACUCCAAAUGUUCACUUCCAGAAGCCAAAAUCGUCAUACUUAGGGAUCAGUACCUCCAAUGGUUUGUGUCCACAGUUCAAAUUUCCAGUAAAAAUGGACAACCAACAACAAGCGCUAUGAAGGAUGGCGUGGCUGGGAUCGCCUUCAGUAAGAGUGCCUACAGUAGCAACACACCACUAAAAAUGGCCGACUCUAAGACAUCUACAGCCUGUGAAUCAGAAGGACGCGUGUCGGAGGUUGAUCGAGUUUUAGAACUGACUCGGAAUCUCGUCCGCUACUUCAUCACUAAAAGAGUAAAAUAUAUCUGGGAUCCUGAUUCUCAAACAUUUAAAAAAUUAGAAGGUUUAGAAAAACAAACAAAAUGUUCCUAUUUUCAUGCAUGCAAGGGACUGACCUAUCAACAGCAGCAGGAACGAAUGGCCAUGUUUGGUACUAACUCCAUUCAGAUUCAUGUUACACCAAUCAUAAAACUCCUUUUUAAAGAGGUGUUGUCACCUUUCUACAUCUUCCAGUUGUUCAGUUGUGGCAUCUGGUUUGCAGAUGAGUAUUACUACUAUGCCAGCUGUAUCGUUGUCAUCUCAGUGGUCUCCAUAACAGCCACUAUAUACCAAACCAGAAAGAUGCAAAGAGCAUUAAGAGACACCAUAGAAUCAUCGACAAUCGUGUCCAGACUAAGUGGAGAUACUUAUGUAGACGUGAAUUCGGAUGAUCUGGUGCCUGGCGACAUUAUUUCUAUCCCACGGAAUGGCUGUUUCAUGCAGUGUGACGCCGUGCUUCUGACAGGAAACUGUAUCAUUAAUGAGAGUAUGCUCACAGGAGAAAGUGUACCAGUGACUAAAACUCCAUUACCCAACCCUAAAAUGUCCAAGUCACAGGAGGAUAUCUUGUUCAACCUGAAGGAUCACGCGAAACACGUUCUGUUUUGUGGCACACACAUCUUACAGACCAGGUUUUAUGGCUCCCAGCAUGUUAAGGCUGUGGUUCUGCGGACAGGAUUUUCAACAGCAAAAGGAGAACUGGUGCGUUCCAUCAUGUUCCCAAAACCUGUGGACUUUAAAUUCAAUAGGGACACAUACAUAUUUGUCGGCAUACUGGCAGCCAUUGCAGGGGUCGGAUUCAUUUACACAGUAGUAUUGAUGGUGCAAGAGUCUGAGGCAUUUGCAGAUAUUUUCCUUCGUUCCAUGGACUUGAUCACGAUAGCCGUGCCGCCCGCUCUGCCAGCUGCUCUGACCAUUGGGAUUGUAUUUGCUCAGAGACGUCUGAAGAAAAGUCAGAUUUACUGCAUCAGUCCUCGAAGUAUUAAUGUCAGUGGAACCAUCAAUGCUGUUUGCUUUGAUAAGACGGGCACUUUGACAGAGGAUGGCCUCAACAUGCAGAGUAUUGUUGGAGUACAAGAUGGCUUGUUUACUGAGGAGCUUCACGACAUCAAGGCCCUCCCACAUGACCAGGCCCACCUACUGCAUGUCAUGACCGCCUGUCACUCUCUGACCAUCAUUGAUGGAGUGCUCAGUGGCGACCCACUAGAUCUUAUUAUGUUUGAUGCCACAAAUUGGGAAUUGGAGGAACCUGGAGAGGAAGAGACCAGUAGAUAUGACAUGAUUGUCCCUACCAUAGUCAGACCAAAAGGAUCCAGAUCCAGCAACAAGGAGCUGUUCGAUGAAGAGUUCAAGCCAAUGCAUGAUGAAAUAGCCAUCAUGAGACAAUUCACGUUUACCUCCAGCCUACAACGGAUGUCUGUCAUCACAAGAAAACUCGGAGCUCCCAACUUUGAACUCUUCACUAAAGGAGCUCCAGAGAUGAUUGCCUCUCUUUCUAAACCAGAGACCGUCCCAAGCAAUUUCCAUGAGGUUCUUAUAAAUUACACCAAACAUGGGUACAGAGUUAUUGCCCUUGCUUAUAGAUCUUUUCCAACAAAACUAAAGUACACAAAAAUACAGAGGAUCCAAAGAGAGCAAGUAGAGAGGAACCUGACUUUCCUUGGAUUCUUGGUGAUGGAGAACAGGCUGAAACCAGAAACUACUCCCAUCAUUCACAAGCUUCUGGACGCCAACAUCAGGACUGUCAUGGUAACAGGAGACAACAUGUUAACAGCUCUGAGUGUGGCUCGGGAAUGUGGGAUGGUCGGCGAAAAUCAGAGGAUCAUCCUAGUCCAGGCCUUUCCCGGAACUCCUGGUAAGAAGGACCCGUGGCUGGAGUACAUGUAUACGGAAGAUCCGGACGACCAUGGCCAUGACAAAUCUACUAAAGAGACGAAAAUUAGCAUGCCCUUUGAUUUCCAUACAGAUUCCUACUACCACUUUGCUAUGGAUGGAAAGACAUGGGCCAUCAUCAGAAAACAUUUCCCCCUGAUACUGCAGAAGAUCUGUGUACGAGGGACGGUGUUCGCUAGAAUGUCACCUGACCAGAAAUCACAAUUAAUAGAAGUUCUGCAGGAGUUAGGGUACUUUGUCGGGAUGUGUGGGGAUGGGGCUAAUGACUGUGGGGCCCUCAAGACGGCACACGCUGGAAUUUCACUGUCCGAGGCAGAGGCUUCUGUGGCAUCUCCAUUUACGUCAAAACAACCCAACAUUGAAUGUGUCCCAACACUUAUCAGACAAGGCCGAGGAGCUCUGGUGACUUCGUUCGGAAUUUUUAAGUACAUGGCCUGCUACAGUUUGACUCAAUUUGUCACCGUCUUAAUUCUCUAUUGGAUAUUUGCCAACCUGACAGACUUCGAGUUCCUAUACAUAGAUUUGUUCCUGUUGACAUCGCUCAGUGUCACAUUUGGAUACACUAACGCGUACGACAGUUUGUCCAAGGACCCGCCCCUGGUUAGUCUCUUCAGUGUCGCUCCCGUCUUAUCCAUUCUACUCCAUAUGGGAAUACAGACUGCAGCUCAGGUCUUCUGUUAUUUCAAUGUCCAGGACCAGCCAUGGUUUGUUCCCUAUAAGAUUAAUGAGGACGAUGACUACACAAGUUACGAGAACAUGGCAGUUUACGUCAUCUCGAUGUAUCAAUACAUCACACUGGCAAUUGUGUUUUCCAAAGGAAGGCCUUAUCGAAAAACCAUAUUCACAAACUAUUUUUUUUUGGCUAACUUGUUUGUAUGCAUUGCCAUGACCGUGUGGCUGAACAUCUACCCAACCGAUGAAGUAGCAGAAUUCUUUGAAAUGAAGCCAGCUCCUUCAAUCCCCUACAGAUGUGUAUACCUUGGAAUUGCAGUCAUCAACUUCUUUUUGGAUUACUUUUUAGAGACAUUCAUCAUUGAAAGUUAUUUUGUGCAAGAACGUGUACAGUGCUGGAUAGAAGACCUUUUCUCCAACUCCAAGUAUCAGUACGAAAUAUUAGAAGAAGACAUCAUUAAAGACAAGUCCUGGCCAAAUGUGUCCUCGGAAGAAACUCUGGCCCAAGCCUUUGAAAGACUGGACAGUCAGCAGGUUCGAGAUUUUGACCAGAGUAGCCUGUUAAGCAGCUUGCUGGACUCGGCCAGCGAGACUCAGAGUAUCCGAUCACUGCGAUCACUGGAGAUAGAGACAUCACAAAGAGGACCUGUGUUUACUAGAGAGGCGUCUAAUGUCAGCGAUGACAUUUACAUAGACAAUGACGAUGAAUCACAAUUAAUUAAAGCGGUCUCUCCAAGUCUGGAAGGAGUGGACAUGUUUCCUGACCUCGAUUUGGAGGAAGAAGUGACCAACACUAGUGCCACAAAUAAGUGACCGUUAGUCAACAGCUUAAAUCCCUUUGAAUUGUAACUUUUAGACAUUUUCAUAUAGUACUUUGAUAUAAUUUUAGGAUAGUAGAUCAAUAUAAUUUUAGUGAAUAGAUUUAUACAAUUUUGUCAUAUAAUUUUCAUCAUAUAGUAGAUCUAUAAUUGUAUCAUAUAGUUGAUCUGUAUAUGAUUUGUUUACUUGACUGUAUUUAGUACAGACAUAAACUUGCAUAUAUAUUUUAUCAAAUAAUUUUUACAAAGUCACUUUCAAAUUUCUAACUAGGCAAUGCAAUACAUGUAUAUAUGUAUAUAUAAAGCUUCUGAAGAUGUAAUGAAAGCGCUAAAGCUUUA